This is a messenger RNA of Cuscuta epithymum, 1784 nucleotides long. The record is from the annotation of a GenBank genome assembly. NCBI's taxonomy places the organism in Eukaryota, Viridiplantae, Streptophyta, Magnoliopsida, Solanales, Convolvulaceae.
AUCAAUAAACCAACGUAAAGUUGAAGAAGGGAAAAAAUAGAAAACCAAACUCCUUCGCCUUUUCGUUAUUUACAAAGUCGCCCUAAGUCAAAGCCCCAGUCCUCGAUGGACUUUUCAACCGCAGAGAGCGGCGGCGCGUCUCUCCCGUCAAUUGGAACAGAUGCCCAGAAGCGGCGCGUGUCGUAUUUCUACGAGCCUACAAUCGGAGACUACUACUACGGACAAGGUCAUCCCAUGAAACCUCACCGUAUCCGUAUGGCCCACAACCUUGUGGUCCAUUACUCCCUCCAUCGCCGUAUGGAGAUCAGUCGCCCUUUUCCUGCAGAUGCUUCGGACAUUCGCCGCUUUCACUCUACGGACUACGUCGAUUUUCUAGCUUCUGUCAGUCCCGAGUCACUCCAUGACCAUACACACGCUCGCCAUCUGAAGCGCUUCAAUGUCGGGGAAGACUGCCCGGUCUUCGACGGGAUUUUCAAGUUCUGCCAAGCUUCAGCCGGUGGUUCCAUCGGCGCCGCCGUGAAGCUUAACAGACAGGACGCCGAUAUAGCCAUCAACUGGGCGGGUGGCUUGCACCAUGCCAAGAAGAGUGAGGCCUCCGGCUUCUGCUACGUUAACGACAUUGUUUUAGGCAUUCUUGAGCUUCUCAAGUACCACAGGCGCGUACUAUACAUAGAUAUUGAUAUCCACCAUGGAGAUGGCGUUGAAGAGGCAUUUUUCACGACAGACAGGGUAAUGACAGUCUCUUUCCAUAAAUUUGGGGACUUCUUUCCGGGCACUGGGCACAUCAAAGACAUCGGUGUGGGUCACGGGAAAUACUAUGCUGUUAAUGCCCCAUUGAAUGAUGGAAUGGAUGACGAUAGCUUCCGUAGUUUGUUCCGUCCUAUAAUCCAAAAAGUUAUGGAGGUCUAUCAACCGGAUGCUGUUGUUCUUCAGUGUGGAGCAGAUUCGUUGGCGGGUGACAGGUUGGGGUGCUUCAACUUGUCUGUGAAAGGUCAUGCCGACUGUCUCCGAUUCCUUAGAUCCUUUAACGUUCCUUUAAUGGUUUUGGGUGGUGGAGGGUAUACUAUCCGGAAUGUUGCCCGCUGUUGGUGCUAUGAGACAGCAGUAGCGGUGGGGGUUGAGCCUGAUAAUAAACUGCCCUAUAAUGAAUACUAUGAAUAUUUUGGUCCCGAUUAUACACUUCAUGUUGAACCAAACCCUAUGGAGAAUCAGAAUUCACCACGAGAUUUGGAGAAGAUCAGGAACAUGCUGCUAGAACAAAUAUCUGAAUUGCCACAUGCACCUAGCGUACCAUUCCAGACGACACCUUCCACAAUUGGCGUACCCGAAGAGAGAGAAGAAGACAUGGAUCAAAGGCCUAACCCUCGCAUAUGGAAUGGAAAUGAUUGUUCAUCUGAAGGGGAGGAAGAUGAAAAGCCUCGCCUGCGAAGGAGUUCUGAUUCAAAUGCCACUCCCAAUGAAAACUCUAACUUGAGAGACUUCUUUGGCGAUAAAGAUAUGAUUGAUGCUGAUAGUUAGAGGGCCGCUGACAAUUGUGUGGUAGCUGAAAAAACGUUGCCAGCUGACCAUCAAGUUUGAGAAACGACAAAUAGCAGUAAUUAUUUAAGUAAAUAGGUAAAAAUGUGACCCUUGGCUGGCUCACAGAUUUAAAUAGUUUGUUAUUUUAACGAUUAUUAUUAUCUGCCUCCUAUGACUCUAGUUAGUGUCGCUGUAAUGUUAACGUUUUCACUUGAGUACGUUAGAAAAGUUUAUCGUAGUUUUUUUGCUAUGCAUUCAUACUGCCA